Phaeoacremonium minimum UCRPA7 is the source of this 507-nucleotide messenger RNA. Its product is annotated as putative diaminohydroxyphosphoribosylamino-pyrimidine deaminase protein. The transcript has a single exon. The record is from RefSeq and is a predicted model, not a curated record. The coding region runs from base 1 to 507 and encodes 168 amino acids. Lineage: Eukaryota; Fungi; Ascomycota; Sordariomycetes; Togniniales; Togniniaceae. Gene Ontology annotation, molecular function: catalytic activity.
AUGAUGGAAAUCAGUCCCGGGGACCAUGGGGCGUACAUGAAGUACGCUCUCAGCUUGGCAAAGCAGUCUCCCCCUAAGCCAACAAAUUACUGCGUUGGGGCUGUCCUGGUUGAUGUUCCGUCCAACACGAUACUCGCCACUGGUUACACCCUGGAGCUGCCUGGUAACACGCACGCGGAGCAAUGUUGUUUUAUGAAGUUGGCGGCGCAGCACCAGGUUUCGGAGGACAGCCUAAAGGAUGUCCUGCCGCGAGAUAUGGCGCUCUACACCACGAUGGAACCGUGCUCCAAGCGACUGAGCGGAAACCUACCUUGCGCGGAGCGUGUUCUACAGCUAGCUGGCUCUAUCAAGACUGUCUACGUGGGCGUCAUGGAGCCAGAGAAGUUUGUCGCGGAAAACACUGGUCGCAAAGCACUAGAGAAUGCGGGCAUCGCAUUCAAGAAGGUUGACGGCCUGGAGGACGAGAUACUGGCAGUGGCGAGGGCCGGCCAUGUUGUCAAGGAUUGA